AGAGAACGACAACACCAAACACAUCCAUGUCAUAAAUCCAUGAAUUUAAGACGUCACACAAAUCUCAACAAACGCCAACAAUAGAAUAGUAAGUGACAACGGGCAACAAAGUAUACAACUCGAUAAUUUAAUAAAAGUCACUUUAACAACAAUAAAAACAACGAACGAUCAACAGAAUUGUUUACGGGCAUUACAAUAAGAUAGUUUUAUAUUGAACGCCAAGCCUGAAGCACAGCGGGAAUUGAAUUGAGAAAGACGAUUAAUUUUUCUUUCAUUUCUUUUUUUUUUUUUGUUUAGCAUUUCAAGUGAAAAAAUUCUUGAAAAGAGAAACAUGUACUUGAACUCUUUCAGCAGAACUGUUUUGAGUUUAAUAAUAAUAUUAAUUUUAAAUUGCGGAAACUUAGAGGCGCAAAGAACUACUGUGGGCCGUGGUGUACUGAGACGAAAUUAUACCGGUAAAAAACCAGUAGUAAUACAACAUCGAACACCAGACGCGGUCAACUAUUACGAUCAUGAGAAUGGUGCCAAAAUCAUAAAAUCAUCACAUUUUGAAUUGGACUAUACGUUGGGUCGUAAAAUUACUUUCUUUUGCAUGGCGCAAGGUAACCCACGUCCAACCAUAACUUGGUUUAAGGAUGGUGCUGAAUUAUAUCAACAUCGGUUUUUUCAGGUGCAUGAAUCCCAUAUCGAUAGCGAUAUAAUUAAAUCAAAAAUGGAAAUUGAUCCAACCACGCAAAUGGACGCUGGUUAUUACGAAUGUCAAGCUGAUAAUAUUUACGCUAUUGAUCGUCGUGGUUUUCGUACCGACUAUGUUAUGAUUAAUUUUUAG
Molecule: messenger RNA, 829 nt
Organism: Glossina fuscipes
Lineage: Eukaryota; Metazoa; Arthropoda; Insecta; Diptera; Glossinidae
Product: immunoglobulin domain-containing protein oig-4
Exons: 6
Coding region: 332-829 (165 amino acids)
Source: RefSeq, a predicted model, not a curated record